AGUGAGGCGAGGUUAGGGGGAGGGGCGAGGUUAUAUAAGGGGGCACCGCGCGGCGCUACAGUUCAGUUGACUCUAGAGUCUCGACAGACAUCAGACAUGUGCGCGCGGAACGACAUAGACACUCUCGCAUCCACGCCCGAGGAGCGGCGGCGGCAGCAGCUUCUGUUGAAGGUGCGGCGCCUCCAGGAGCGCAAGAAGGGAGAGCCGCCCCCGGCACCUCCCCUGGACACCCUGGCCGCCGUCACAGCCCGCCAGAAGCACCUCCUGGACCUCCUCUACGCCAGGGUGGACGCGAUCAAGAAACUACCAAUUGUUAGUGUUGCCCUGAGGACAACUCAGCCAGCCCAUGUGGUGAUGGUUGGAGCCAUGUUGCUGUUGUCCUCGUCCCUGCUGCAGCUAUCGUCAGCUCCUGCACAUUCUCCUCUCAUCUCUCUUGCCUACAUGGGCUCCUUCAGCACCCACCUCGGCAACCAGUUCUGGAUGACAUUUGUCUCAGGUCUUGCCUUGUAUUUCAAUCUGCCGAGGCACGAUUUUGGUGCUGUUCAGAAGAUCUUGUUCCCCAAAUACUUCACCAUCAACAGUGUUCUGAGCCUGGUCACUCUCCUGUCCUUCACCAAACUGCACCAUCUGACCAGCAUGAAGAGCCCAGAGAUUGUACAGGUUGCAUCAAUGAGCGUGUGCUUCCUGCUGGAGUUGACGAUACGCCUGUACGUGGUCCCAACAGUAAUAGGACUGAUAACAAAGAAGACGGAGCUAGAACUGGCGGCUGGGGUGGGCCGGGAGGUAGGACACUUCCGCCCCGGUAGACUGCUGGGCUGCCCGUACUACCAGGGGCUACACCAGCGCUUCCGUAGACUACACCUGCUGGUAGCUGUUGGUAACAUUGCCACCAUGGCCUGCACCAGCCUUCAUCUCUACUACGUUGCUCACCACUGGGUCUGCAUCAAUGUAUCACCUUAGUAACUCAGUCGCCGAGGUUGCUCAUCCAGCAGUUGUUGCAGUCCGUUUGUAGUUGACGAUGAAUGUUGUCUAUCUCCAAGUUUGCUUUGUUUGAACACCAGAACCAAGACCGUAGCCAGGAAAAAAUGUUGGAGGGGGUCCAGACAACUGAUAUUUUCCCGUAAUGGACAAAGAGUACGACCCCAUUUUGUUCCAUAAAAAACUCUAGACCCGUUUAUUUGUUGAGAACGAUCUUAUUUCAGCAAUAAUACUGAUUUAUUUAAGCAAUAAUAAACGUUUAUCAAAAAAGUAAUUGAAAUAAUUGCGAAAUUUGGGGGGUCCGGACCUCUUGAACCCCCAAGCUGGCUACGUCCUUGACCAGGACAGUCUCAGUGUGAACGACGUUCAAUUGUUGCUAUCUGCACACCACUAAGCCAUUUUGUUGCAGUGAAUCUAACAAAUCAAGAAAAUAAACAAUUCCAAAGAUGAUUUCAAUUUAACUGAAAGUUUGGUACUUUCGUAUUAUCCGGAGGCCACUCUGUCCCUAUCUACUAUUUGUUAUUAGGCUAUGCAAGAAGGUAAACACAUAAGUACGUAUUACAAAUAUAAAAAGUUAAUGUUAACAUUACCAAGGGCUCAUGAGAUCAGACAACGGGAAAGUUGCACGAUCUGAGACAUGAAUUGAGGUUAGGAAAGCACCAAUUGGAAAUGCCCCUGGCCAUCAGUGCGGGGUUUGGUGGCGCAGUGGUCCCUAGGGAGGAGUAACAUCCCUCAAGAUAGAACCUAAGUUCAAGCUCAGAUCACAUGAGCACUUGCAAAGGUUGACUUUAACUCUGGUACUACUAGUAACAUAUUUAUGAUAAACUUAUCUUAAUCUAUUUAUAUUGUGUAAUAACAAGUAGUACACAGGGACAUAUCUCUCGAAUGUACAUUUUAUAGGAAUGUAUGUCUAUAAACCUAUUUAUAACACAGUACAAUUCAAAUUUCAUUAUAGGGGUUUUUAUGAAUGUAUUUAUAAUACUAGAUUUCAGUCUGAGUGAAUAUUGCCAAACUGCGGAUAGAAGCUUAAAACAUUUUACCAAUUAACAAAGUGAACAAGACUACUUAUGUCAAGAUCACAUGAAAAAAAUAUUUCAAAAGAGAUCAGAUGAGCUCCCAAGCUACUAAUAUAUUUAAUCACAAAAACUUAUUACAAAAUCGCAAAAAGUGUGCCUCGUGUAAUGAAAUCUCCCCCAAAAUAGUCGCUAAAAACAAUUUUAAUUAUAAAAAAAACUAGUACAUUUGUUUCAAUAUUAAAUGUUUCUUAAAAAUUUACUUUCAGUGUAUAAUAAUUUUAAGAAAUACUUAAAUACACAUGAAAGAUAUAUAUAUAUAUAUAUAUAUAUAUAUAUAUACACGCCAGUAUGGGGGUUAAAUAUUACGUACGUUUUCAGUUGUAGACUUAAAUACAUUUAGGAGGAUAUAAUCUCUAAUGCGUAAACCGUUUCCAACCUUUACAGAUUCCAUUAUGGUUUUUCAUUUAAAAACCAAAUGAUAAUUUCACGUUUAAGCAGAGAAUAGAAACCAAAUAGUAAACAGAAAUAAUAUCUUAAAAUAUAGUUUAUAUUUAAUAAUAAAUUUUAUAAUGAGGAGUUCGUUGGCUUUUAACAACGUAGAGGUAUAUUGCUUAGCAAAUAACAAUAUGACGUAUUUGAAUGAUAAAAGUAGCUUUAAAAUAUUGUUAUUUAUGCUGUCAGUAUUAGAUCCACAGUUCCUAGCAGAUAAUUUAUUUAAGUGUUUACAGCCAUGUGAAUUAGGUUCUGAUAUCUUGUAACUGCCAAUUGCUGUGAUAUUAUGUACUCUAGUUUAAUAAAAUGUAUUAGUAAACUUGAUCCAAGCUGUAGGUUAGAUAGGAAACAAAUUAAUUUUUGUAUAUAUCGAAAUAAAACAAUUGCUUAACAAAUUCUA
Messenger RNA from Homalodisca vitripennis (glassy-winged sharpshooter), 2886 nucleotides. RefSeq names its product transmembrane protein 205. The coding region runs from base 97 to 960 and encodes 287 amino acids. Lineage: Eukaryota; Metazoa; Arthropoda; Insecta; Hemiptera; Cicadellidae. The record is from RefSeq and is a predicted model, not a curated record. The transcript is spliced from 4 exons.